AUGAUAGUUAGCGGUUUUCAACAUCAAGUUGGUGGACAUUUUGGUUUAUUUGUCUGUGGUGGGCAUGUUUGUAAACCUUUCAAUGAUCGUGAAUAUGAUUUUUAUCGGCAAAUCGAUGAUCGUUUCGCACCAUAUACAACGCAAUGUUGUGGUUGUAUAAGUAUAAUCGUACAAAAAUAUACAAAAAAUGCAUUGGUGCUAAAUGCUGAUAAAGAAAUAACGUGCCAUACCCAUAGCUUAUCACGUGAUAAAAUCACUUUUUAUAUUGCUGAGAACGAUCAUGUGGACUCGGAUUUUUGCGAUAAUAAUUGGGCUAAACAGUGUCAAUGUAACGCUGUACAAAUGAUGAUCAAACAUGGUCAUGAAAAGUUUUUAUUAUUGGUUAAUAUAGUCGAUGAAUAUAUUUGCCCAUCGAUAAUCGAUCUCAAAAUGGGAACACGACAAUAUGGUGACGAUGCAAGCGAUGAAAAACGCGCAAUGCAAACCAUAAAAUGUCGUGAAUCAACGAGCGCUGAAACUGGUAUUCGUUUAGUUGGAAUGCAAUUGUAUAAUCCGGAAUUGAAUAAUUAUUUAUACAUGAAUAAAUACGAGGGCCGUGCGAUGGAUCGUGGUGGACUUUCGGAUGCUUUAGCAUCAUUUUUUAAAAGUGCCGGAAGAAUACGAUGUAUGAUUCUUCUCAAUAAAUUAACCGCACUUACAAAGGUGGUGGAAAAUGCGGAAGGAUUUCGAUUCUUUUCAAGUUCACUUCUUGUAGCAUUUGAUGGUAAAACAAAAACGACUAAUAUUGAUCUCAGCGACUCGAUUGAUAUUCGUAUGAUCGAUUUUGCGCAUUCCACAUUUAAUGGUUUUCUUAACGAUAAACGAUACUCUGGACCAGAUAAAGGUUAUCUCCUUGGACUAAAUUCACUUACUCGCAUUGUUACCGAUAUUCUUAUGAAAUUUUAA
Molecule: messenger RNA, 945 nt
Organism: Dracunculus medinensis (Guinea worm)
Lineage: Eukaryota; Metazoa; Nematoda; Chromadorea; Rhabditida; Dracunculidae
Source: the annotation of a GenBank genome assembly